CUUCUGCCCAUCACCACCUACAACCAUCGUGUUGCUUUUGCUCAAUUGAUGCAUGACCAAGCAGAGGCGAUAGAUCGAAAAGAUCUACGGAACUGACCUGAUAGCUUGCAGGACCUAAAUUCGGCGCGAUCUCUGCUUCAACGUGCUCCCGCCCAUGGAUCCUGAGAAUGACGAAUUUGGCCUUGAUUCCGACGACGACGCAGAGCUCCUCGCUCUCGCAGACGACAUCGACGAUGCAGACCUCAUUGCACUCGCGGAUGCCAUCGGCCCUCACGGCACAAAGAGGAAGUCUGCCGAAGACAAUGGCCCUCCACCCAAAAGACCCACGCUCGAUUUCCCAUGCGCAGAGGCGGCACUCACACAAACAUUUGGUUUCAAAGACUUCCAAUUGAAACAGAAGCAAGUCAUAUCGAGGAUACUAGGAGGUGAUGGCGCCACAGUUGUCUUUCCAACUGGCGGAGGAAAGAGUCUCUGCUACCAAAUUCCAGCCUUGGUUUUUUCCGACGUCGAUGAAGGGUCUCGUGGUCAAGGCGAGAGUGGAAUUACUCUGGUCGUCUCGCCACUCAUAGCUUUGAUGAAGGACCAAGUUGAUGCUCUUGUGAGGCGAGGAGUCAAAGCCGCUACAUUUGAUUCAUCGAAAUCUCGAGAAGAAUACCUGCAUACAUGCGAGAUGUUACGAAAUGGAGAACUCAAAAUCCUCUACUGUGCGCCUGAAAGGCUGAAUAACGAGGGAUUUGUUGAGCAAAUGAAGUAUGUUCGAGGAGGAAUCAGACUUCUUGCUGUUGACGAGGCACAUUGCAUCUCUGAGUGGGGCCAUUCUUUCCGUCCAGAUUAUCUCAAAAUUGCUCGAUUUGCCCGAGAAAUCAAUGCCGAACGCGUAAUCUGCCUCACAGCGACGGCCACUCCACGAGUUGCUCGGGAUAUCUGCAAAGCAUUCGACAUCGACGAGACCGAGGGCCUGUUUCGCACAUCCACAUACCGACCGAAUCUCCAACUACUCGCUGAAUCCGGGAAGACCAAGCAAGAGUUGUACCCUUCUCUUUUCAACUUCUUGAAGAACAACAAAGGAGCGACCAUCGUCUAUGUCACAUUACAGAAGCAAACUGAAGAGCUUGCUGCGGAACUGCGCAGAAAGGGAUUCAAGGCGAGAUCAUUUCAUGCCGGAAUGGAAACUGGAACCAAGACCCAGUUGCAGGACGAGUUCAUGAGAGAGGAAGAAUUGGUGAUUGUAGCGACCAUUGCAUUCGGGAUGGGUAUCGACAAGUCAUCCAUACGAAAUGUUGUCCACUUCAACAUUCCAAGUAGCUUGGAAUCUUAUAGUCAGGAAAUUGGCAGGGCAGGAAGAGAUGGCAAGCUAAGCAAAUGCGUCUUUUACGUUUGCGGGGAAGAUCUUCACCUGCGAGAGAUGUUCGCACGAGGCGAUCUUCCUUCUCGUGAAUCGCUCCGUAGUCUUUUGCAAGAUAUCUUCCACUCUACCAAUGUCUCCCUCCCCGUAGGAGGCGAAAUCAGAACUAAUCACUACGAUCAAGCAAGAGAUUUCGAUAUCCGAUUAACGACCCUGAAAAACACAUAUGCCCAGCUCGAGCUCACGCACAACCUCAUUCGAGCAACCACACCAGUAUAUACAAAGUAUACCUACAAGGUCAGCUCUCGUUAUGACUCGGUACUUGAGGCAGACAAGUCUCCAGCAGCCGCGGCAAUCAAGAAGUAUGGUAAAAAGGCAAAGACCUGGUACAACAUUGACGUGGAUUCACUAAUGAUUUCCAAACUGCCUCGGACGGACAUCAUUCGAAAACUCAAUGACUUGGAUGAGGGCGGGGUUAUCGAGCUGAAAACUGGAGGUGUGCAGAAUGUCUACAAGAUCACUCAGCCUUUACCCCGAACGGGCCCUGCAAUCGAGAAGUAUGUGGACCAAAUUUAUGAAUUGAUGGAAAAACGGGAACAGGAAGCAUUAAACCGAACCAACCAAAUGCUUCAGCUCAUCACUGACAAGGCGUGCUUUUCCCGAGCCCUUGCGCAACAUUUUGGGGACAAUCUGCCACAUGGCAAGACAGAAUGUGGCCGCUGUACAUGGUGCAUGACAAAGACUGCUAUCGUCCAGCAGGUUCCACCGCCGGUCAAAUUCAACUUUCCUGCAUUCAAGGCUGUACUUGAACACAUUCCUGAUCGAGACGACGCGAGGUUCCUGGCUCGGAUCGCCUUUGGUAUAGCAAGUCCGAGGGGGACUAAGAUGAAGCUUUCCAAUCAUCCAAUCUUUGGCUCAAUGGCAGAUCAUAGCUUUAUGGGUCUUCUUCGCGCUUUCACUCGGGAAUGUACCAAAAAUCCCGAAUGAGCCGGGAUUUCACGCCCGCUUGUGACCUUGACAAUCAAACCGUUGUGCACACCCCCGCUGCUCGUCAUUCCACUCCAUCCCCUGCUAGCACCCGGAAUGGGACCAGCUUUUUGGUAACAUGACUGAUCUGCUCGGAUGAGGGGCGCAUCUAGAGUAUGAGAGAUUGUAGCCGUUGAGUAAUGUCUGUUACUACAAUACCCAUUUUAGUCGAUCAUGUCUAUUCUAUUCAUCUUGUAUGUGUUCAC
Messenger RNA from Hyaloscypha bicolor E, 2577 nucleotides. Its product is annotated as ATP-dependent DNA helicase-like protein recQ. Gene Ontology annotation, biological process: double-strand break repair via homologous recombination. Gene Ontology annotation, molecular function: nucleic acid binding; 3'-5' DNA helicase activity; ATP binding. Bases 155 to 2332 code for a protein of 725 amino acids. Lineage: Eukaryota; Fungi; Ascomycota; Leotiomycetes; Helotiales; Hyaloscyphaceae. The transcript has 4 exons. Gene Ontology annotation, cellular component: cytoplasm; chromosome; nucleus. The record is from RefSeq and is a predicted model, not a curated record.